UGAGGCGUUCUAUUAUUCCCUUGUGGUAUUCCAACGUAGUUUCUUGUACAUAACCUAUAUUACCACUUUUGGUGUGUUUACUUUCUAUAGCAGCCAGGCGUGGCUGACACCGUCGUCAUUUGCAGUAAUACUUCCCCUGUUUAAAAGCUUCCCACUACCAUCGUCUACAUCAAAGCUUCGCUGUCCGACCGGUAAUAAGUAUGUGACACUGAAAGCAUCAAUGCCGAGGCAGAGAAAUAUGAUUGCGGCUGUUUUCCUGCUGUGUGCCGUCACGCUGCACUGCUCUGAUGAUGUGGCCGCGAAGAGCCAGGCCUGCAUACCCAGUCAUGAGACCGCAUGUUUUGUGCCAGCCGACUUUCUGAAUGCAUCUGGUCCAGUCAGUGUGGAGGUUUGUGUCGGAAAGAAGCUCGUCAUUUCCCUGGAGCAUGCAUCUGAAUACCCCGUUUGUCACUGGAUCAGAGGAACAGAUCCAGUACUGACAGUAAAUGGGAGUUCCACCGUGGUCCUACCACCGCUUUCAGAGACUGAUUCAGGGGUGUACACGCUGAGCUGUGAAACCAGCAAUAAGUCCAGGUCUUCAGUGACUGUGUCUCUCCAUGUAACAAGGAAACGUCCAACAAAACCAAAGCUGACAGUGAGCCGUGUAGCGGGUAAAUCAAAGUCUGCUGAUUUCACGUGCGUCUCUGAGAGCUGCCCAAAGCCCACUUUUGCAUGGAAUGGGAAAACUGUGAGGUCAAGUGAGAGUGGAAAGUCAGUAAUAUCCAGUCAUGAAUAUUCUUCCAGUGGAGUGAUGUGCUGUGCUACUAACGACGAAGGACAAGAAUGUUCACAGCUGUAUGACUAUGACCUAGAGACUGACUUUAUGAAAAAUGAUGAGAUUUCCAAUGUGACCGUGAGUCCCGGUCAGCCUUUACUGCUUCGCUGCAGAAGAAAAAGUUAUUUCCCACCAGAACCAUUGUGGGAGCAGGGCUACAAAAUAAUGGACAGCGUAUGCAGUGCUGAUGGCAAGAAGCAGAUCUGCAUUAUAAAGGACAAGAAUUUCGACAAACAGAUGACCUACCUGUUCAUUGAAUCAGUUAGUGUGAACCACAAUGGCAUUUACACCUGCAAGGAUCCACAAAAUAGACAUAGACAUAAGUCUGUCUACAUUCAUGUCCAAGCUGAGGGUUCCCUCUCCAUCAAGCCGGAUGAGACCAGGAUCAUAACAGCCCAGAAUGCAUCCAACACCUGUUUGCAAACCAGUGUUUCCUACCACCCUGUGCUCGAGCACUGUACCUGGGAAGCUCCUGAUAAAACUAUGAGUAAAUGCAUCAGGGACAAGUGGGUGACCAAACACAGGAAUGUGAAGCUGUGUGAUCGCCUCAUAUCAGGAGAUUAUAAAUUACAUCUGGAGGCCGGAGGACAAAAACGCACAAUGACGAUAUCAGUGUGUGUUGUGGGAAAACCAGAGUUCAAAUUCAGGGUUAAUGGGGAAAAUAAUACCUUCACCUUUGAGACUGUAAGCCUUGUGCCUGCAAACUAUACCUGGAUGUCUUGUUCCUCAUCCAAUGAGAGCACUUGUGAAACAGAUUCUUCCUGGGAAGAGAUCCCAGGUGCCUCCGGAACAGACUCUGAUGUCUCCUGUAACAAGACAAUCAAGAGCUACCUGAGCAGAGAUCUGGUGAACGGACACAAUUUAAAGUUUUGCCUGACAAACUCAGUCGGCUCCUGGUGCAAGAGUCAAUUCUCAAUAUACUAUCCACCAUCACUUCAGUCUUCCAUAGGUGCUCCAAAUAAGGAUAAUGGAAGCUUGAUGAUGCUGAAAAUAGGCUCUUUGCUUCUGCUUCUGGCUUUGGCAGUAGUUAGCGUGGCACUGGUGUACUUUGUCAAAAAGAAGAAACCCCAGUAUCAGCCCCAGCUUCAGAUGAUCCAGAUGGUUGGACCCAAUGACAAUGAUUAUAUCUACAUAAACUUCAAGGACUUUGAGUACGACCUGAAAUGGGAGUUCCCCAGGGAGAACCUUGAACUGGGUAAAGAACUGGGCUCUGGGGCUUUUGGCAUGGUGGUCCAGGCAACAGCUUACGGCAUCAACAAGCCUGGAGUCUCACAGCAGGUGGCCGUCAAGAUGCUCAAAGAGGAACACCAAACGGUGGAGAAGGAGGCUCUGAUGUCAGAGCUCAAGAUGCUGACUCACAUCGGUCAUCAUGCCAACAUCGUCAACCUGCUCGGGGCGUGCACAGAAGCAGGACCCACAUACCUGAUUUUUCAGUACUGCUGUUAUGGAGACCUGCUGAACUACAUGAAGAAAAACAGAGAGCACUACCACAAGUCUGUGACUGAUGCUUUCAACAGGGACCGCUUCAGCAGCCUUUACCUCAACCUGCAGCCCCGGAAAAGCUCUGGCGAGGUGGACAAAGCAGUGGACGAUUACAUGCCCAUGUAUGGCUCCACCACCAGAGGGCAGGAGAACAUCGCCCUCCUCUGCCUCAACUCUGCUGACAGCUUUGAAGACCCAGAAAUCUACGAAAACCUCAAUGAUCAGACAGAGGAUCUGCAGACCCUGACCUUUGACGACCUGCUCAACUUUGCCUUCCAAGUGGCCAAAGGCAUGGAGUUCCUCUCUUCCAAGAAUUGUAUCCACCGUGACCUGGCGGCUCGAAACGUGCUGGUGACAAAGGGCAGACUGGUGAAAAUUGGUGACUUCGGACUUGCCAGGGACAUCGAAAAUGACUCCAACUAUGUCGUGAGAGGAAAUGUAUGUCAGAUGAUGUUGAGGUUAUUUCAUGGCAUUCAUUGGAUGCUAAGUUCAGGAUAUUAUUUUGAUCGUCACUCACACAUUUUGGUGACGACUUCUGUCUGUCAGGUGCGUUUGCCGGUGAAGUGGAUGGCACCAGAGAGUACCUUUCAGGGGAUAUACACCAUGAAGAGCGACGUCUGGGCUUAUGGCAUUCUGCUCUGGGAGAUCUUCUCGCUCGGUGUUACUCCGUACCCGGGCAUGAAGGUGGAUCACAAGUUCUAUUCACUGAUCGAGAGAGGAUUUAAGAUGGAGUGUCCAUACUACGCCGACGAGUCUGUCUACGGGAUCAUGUGUAAGUGUUGGGCCCUGGAUCCCCAUAACCGGCCAUCUUUCUCCAAACUGGUGUCCUAUAUGUGUGAUCAGCUGACAGACAGAGAGGAGAAGCUCUACCACAACAUGCUCGACCAGACAUCCAGCGACUACCAGAACGCACUGACCGUUUUGGACAUCUCCACUUUGACACCUCAGAAUGAGAGCAAGACAGCUGACGACUACCGUCAAGCCCACGCAGCUGAAGAAAUCAAAGUGGAAAUGUCCGACUCGGAUGCUGUGGCAGCUGAGGAGAAGCCUCUGAAGCCAGCUGAUACAGAGUGAUCACCUGACACUGAAUGACCACAUGUUUCUCUUUAUUUUAAAACAGCUCAUUUAAAAUUAAUCUCAGUCUCCGGAGUUACGGUAGAUUGCACUUGCUUUAUAUUUUAUUAAAAUAGCAUAAGCCCUGAUAGACUCGUAGUUGGGACUGAAUAUGUAGCAUAUAUUUAACAUAUCUUUUCAUAAUCUGCAGAAGCAGCAAAACAUAGGAAGGAUUUAAUUAUACACAUGGGAUCUCAGCGACUGGACAUGACAGUGGGGUGUGAAUAAAGAUACAGUAUUUUCAUUUUCUAGGAGUUUUAACUGUGCAGCUAAAAAUAAAAAAAAAAUGGAUUUAAGAAAGGAUCGUAAAUAUUCUCAG
Scatophagus argus is the source of this 3728-nucleotide messenger RNA. It is a transcript of the gene flt3, whose product is annotated as fms related receptor tyrosine kinase 3. NCBI's taxonomy places the organism in Eukaryota, Metazoa, Chordata, Actinopteri, Scatophagidae. Gene Ontology annotation, molecular function: ATP binding; transmembrane receptor protein tyrosine kinase activity. Gene Ontology annotation, biological process: cell surface receptor protein tyrosine kinase signaling pathway; protein phosphorylation; multicellular organism development. Gene Ontology annotation, cellular component: signaling receptor complex. The transcript has 23 exons. The record is from RefSeq and is a predicted model, not a curated record. The coding region runs from base 221 to 3370 and encodes 1049 amino acids.